This is a messenger RNA of Octopus bimaculoides (California two-spot octopus), 3602 nucleotides long. RefSeq lists its product as uncharacterized. The record is from RefSeq and is a predicted model, not a curated record. NCBI's taxonomy places the organism in Eukaryota, Metazoa, Mollusca, Cephalopoda, Octopoda, Octopodidae.
UUCGAUUCUACCUGCGAAAGUUCGUAUUGAAGAAAUGUGAAAUAUAUUCAUGUCAAGGCACCCUAAAGUUGGCGUAGCGGAUUACUGGAAGUGGAAAAUGUACCAUUUUUGUUGCACACAAUAAUGCAUCAACAUUAAAAUGACAACCUCGGUUAUUGAUGUCAUCAUUAUUGUAUCGACAAGAAAGAAAUUUAAAAUUGUAGAAAGAGUUUCGAAUUGCAAAUUUAGGUCAUACAAAGAAUGAUUUUAGAUGAUGGAGAAACGUGCUGAAUCACGAUCUUUCGUUUGACUGAAUGAAUAGUUUUCAAUGCAAAUACACUGAAAAUCGUUUUGAAAGUCUACAAAGUAAACCAAUUCCAUUAGUUCUACAAUUUAAAAAAAAAUAAAAAGCAUGGAAACACCGAAACAUUGAAGAAUGGUAUUUUAUUAUGAAUCACAAAUAAAAAAAUAUAUCUAUUUUAACUCUACUGAGUUUUGAACUCAGAUACUUUAGUUAACUUUCAGUAUUGUACCUUCUUGGUGUGGAUAUAUUAAAUAAAAAGAAAGUUUCACCGACUAAUUAAUUGAAAUAUGAGAUAUAUGCGAACAGUCUUCACAUAUUCAUAUUCAUAGAAUUCUAGGAUAUCUACCAACAAGAAAACUUUGGUAAAAUUACAAUUAUUCAUUGAUAUUCUAAAAUUUUGUGUUUACCAAGGUAAAAACAAAACUCAACAGGUUUUACUUCUUAUUUGAAUAUGACAGUAAGCGUGAUUUAACGGUGGUGGAGUAGAAGUAACUAUGGGAGUAAUGAGAGAUGAGAAGAUAUUGAAUAUGGCAAGAGAGGCAGCAAAUGGUGACUUAGCAGCUACAAAUGGGUGAAAGGCCCAGAUGUUGAUGAGAUAUCCCAACAUCCAUCACUACUCCACCUUCCUUUUAAUUGUUUGCCUCAUCUGCUGCAUGUGAAGAUGUGAAGUCAACCCCCUUUGUUAACCGACCUGAAAUCCCACCAUAUCUUUUGUGUAUUCAAAAUUUACCUUGGACACUUGAACACACAGUUUGGAAUUUCUACUCACUUCUUUUCUAUAUAUCAUACACUACCAAUUCCCCAAAAGUUGCAGGAUCCUCUCUUCUUUUCUACUUAUUAAAACCUUAAUCUUUGCUAAGUUUACUUUAAGACAUUUUAAUUUCAGGUUUUGCUUUUGUCUGAAAUUUCUUCUCCAAAUCUACAGCUUACAAGAGACCCCAUUAUAAUUUGUGUUUACCCAGAGUACAAAAUACACAAUUACUUGGAUAAUUCAUAUAACUUCUAUGGAAAACAUCACUGAAUGGCUGUCAUCUACCUUAGAGUUAAGGUACCCAACAGCAGAAAUGCAUAAUGUUCCUAAUAUUGAGCAUUACAACUUUUCUCCUGUUCAACAAAUGUUAGGCUUGUGUCCUGCAGAAGAUUGUGAGGUGGAGGUAAAUUAUUCUAAGUCUGAUUGUCAAGCAGAAGGAUGUCAUUUGAAUUUUGAAGAUCUGCCAUCAAAGAAUGUGUCUUCUUGUUCACCAAAAUUAUUCUCUAUGAAAUCUGAUGUAGAUAUACCAUCAUCAAGUUCAUAUAAUGCCGAAAGUUCUCUAAAUGUAAAUGGUUGUUAUGGUUCUAAUCCAGUAAAUGAUGAUAAUAUUGGCUCAUUAGAUAUUAAUGUGAACUAUUUUAAUGAUGUGUCUUUGUUUAAUACAUCAAAUAAAAGGACUAAUGAAAAAAGUGACAUUAUCGGCAAAGAAAGCUUACAUUCUGGAAAUGUUCAAUAUCAGAAUUUGAAUAAAUGUCUUCAUAAAUGUCUUUAUGAUAAAAUGGUACCAUUACCAUCAAAUAAAACUCCUGCAGCCAUUAAUUCUAAAGGUGUUCUUACUAUACCUCCUUUAAUGCAUACAGUUAGUCUUACCAAUUCUUCUGAGAAUCUGAGUAGAUCUUUUCAUGAUGGAGUGGUUUUUAAGCCCAGCAGAUACUUGCCAUAUUCAGCAAGAAAUAUCUAUAAGAAAAACACUCUGGAAAAAAUUCCUGAAAGGGUUCCAGUUUCAAUCAAAGCACGAAAUGCCAAAUUUCUUUGUAGUGAGAAAGAUUUACGAAGUUGGACAGUUCGAGAGUUAUUAGAAACUUGUGAGACAAUUCAAGAAAAUACAGUAAAUAAAGAAGCCUUUUCUGAUGGAAGAAUGAUGACUGGUUUGAAAUCAGCUUCAAAUUGCAACCAAUCGAAUGCUCAAGAAUCAUUUCCAGUUCCAUUUAUUAUAAAUAAUCAGUCAGAAUUUUGUGAAGAAAAUUUAUUCAAAAUAAAUUCUAAAAAUUUCGAUGAAAUGAACAACAGAAAUGUGUUAUCUUCAGGAAUAAAUUCAGUAGACCCAACACUCCCAGAGACAUCACCAUUUGAUUAUGAAUUUUCAAAUCCCAAGGAUAACCCUGAGAGACUGUUUCCUAUGCAGAAUUUUGAAGAUUUUGGUUCUCUUUCAAAUGUUUCUGUAAAAAUCUACCAACCCACAUCAGAUUAUCAAAAGUUUAUGAAAUCCAAACAUGUUUGUGAAAAGAAAAUCCCUCGACCAAAGCAUUUUGAUUUCAGCUUUUUACAAAUCAGAAACUUUAAGUAUUUUUGCAAAGAUGGUAAUUUCAAAAGAAUAGCCAAAUUGAAAGUAAUUUUUAGUAAAAAGAAAUUGGUGUACGAGUUCCAAGUGGGAGAAACAGCUGAUUCCUCUGGCAGUUAUACAAAACACCUAGCAAUCAUUGAAGUUGAUUUCCACACCAUUGUGGCAAUAUGGGGCCAAGAAGAUAAAUUCCGUCUCCAAGUAAAAGUUCCUCCUCAUAUGUAUGUGGGUACCCGCUUUUGUAAGAAGAACCAAAAUAGUUCUGUCCAAAAUGUUCAAUAUGACCGUUGUCAUACAACAGACCUCACUUGUGGGGAAUUGUAUCGGAUACCUUUCCAUUAUAUCCAGUUACGUUCCAUGUCUGUGAACAAUUUGUUAGCUUGUCUUUCACAGUUCAGUCCACAAUUUGAAUUAAUGUUGCGAUGUCCAUUUAUAGAAACUUUCAUGAAAAUGCUUCCUCAACAGAGGUCAGAAGCCUCUAAUUACAUUCCAGGCUGCUAUAAUGAAGUACUUUCUUCUACCUGCCAAAAUUCUCAAAAUCAAUAUGUUGAAUUUUCUGAACAUAUGUCAGAAUGCUCCCAAAAUAUGGAUUCUUCCAAAAGUAGCUGCAAGAUGUGCUCUACCAUGGUUAAAUCCUUUGAUGAUGUCUAAUGUGAAAUCAGAAAUAUCCUCAUUUCUUUAAGAUUAUUAUUUACAUUAAGCAUCAGAUGGUAUCUAUAUACACACCAGUUAUUGUUUUGCGGUAAACAAAGACUACCAUUCAUUAUGAAAUAUAAAAAGAUUGGUUCUGUUGUUCAUUUUCCAAAUUAAAAAAUCAGAAUAUUUGGGUAUUAUUUUUUUCUUUACAAAAACAAAGUAAAUAUCACUGCUUAAUUAGUAAAAUUUUAUUAUCUUGCAAGGACAAGAAUGAAAUAUUAUUGUCAGACAUUUGAUGAAAAACUGUAAUAUUGUUUGAAACUGUGUUUAUAUCUGAAUUUACCAAUUUGUUGUUGACAGAUUCUUUGCCA